AUGGAAACAAAGUUCUCAAACGUAUUAUUAACGAUUAUACUUUAUCUUUUUCAAAUCGAUAUUUGUUCGAUUAUGGCCAAUGAUCCUUCCGAUUUUCGAUUUGUCUCGUACAAUGACAGACUAAAUCAACAAUUCAAUACACAUACAUUUUUAUAAAUGUUACGAAAUGUUCAAAUUUAUCAAGAAAAUGAUGAUAGCAGUUUUGAUGCAAUCACAAUUGAUUCACACAGAGAUCAAAUUAUAAUUGGAGCAAAAAAUUCAAUAAUUCGUUUAUCUAUUGAUAAUUUUCAUUUAUUGGAAAAAUUUAAAUGGGAAUCAUCAACAAAUGAAAUAAAUAUUUGUCGAAGUCAAAUUCAAUCAUUUAAUCAAUGUGAAAAUUAUAUUCGUGUAUUAGCACUACGAUCACAUGAUCAAUUAUUAUUAACAUGUGGUACUAAUUCUUAUCGUCCAAUUUGUAUGUGGCGUCGUCCAGAUUCUUUAUCAACAAUAAUUCCAAAUGAAAAUUUUAUUUCUGGUGAUGGAAAAUCUCCUUAUAAUAGUUAUUUUCCAUCAACAUACGAUUUAAUCGAUACUGGUGAAUUAUAUUCAGCAACAAGUAAUGAACCUGUAUUUGGUAUAAAUGAUCCAUUAAUACAAAGAAGUUUUAGUCAAGGAAAACAAUUACGAACACAACAACAUGAUUCAAAUUGGUUAAGAAAUCCAUAUUUUGUUCGUAUAUUAAAUAUUGGUUCAUAUGUUUAUACUUUUUUUCGUGAAGUUGCUCUUGAACAUUUAUCAUGUGGAACGACUGUUUAUUCUCGUGUUGCUCGUAUAUGUAAAUAUGAUGAUGGUACAAUGAAAUUUAGUGAUACAUUUCGUUCAUUUUCAAAAUUACGUUUAUCAUGUUCAAAAAAAAUUCAUAAUGAUAUUAGUUCAUUUGAUUAUAAUGAAUUACAAUCGAUUUUUUUUGAUAGGAAAUCAAAUUUCAUUUAUGGAGCUUUUAAUUUACCAAAAAGUGGUUUAUCAGGAUCAGCUAUUUGUAUAUAUAAAGUUGAUGAAUUACAACGUGUAUUUACAUCAGCAUAUUUAACACAAAAAUCCAAUGAAUCAUAUUGGUUACCAUCAACAUCAAAACAAGAAACAGAAAAAUGUGAACCAAAUCAAUCAAAUGAAAAUCAAAUAUCAUCAGGACCAGUUCUUCGAUCAGGUGUACUUCAUUCAUCAUAUGAACCACUUAUAUUAGAUAAUAUUCGUAUUGGACAUUUAUUAAUUAAUUAUUUUAAUGAUGUUACAAUUUUAUUUGUUAUUACUUUUGACAGUUUAAUAUUAAGAAAAUAUUCAUUAAUCAAUAAUCAAUUAUGUUUAAUUGAACAUAUACAAUUAAAACCAAUAGAUAUUCCAGAAAAUCAAUGGAAAAUUAAUAAAGCAGAAUUUAUCUCAGAAACAUUUGAAACAAUGGGUGCAUAUGCAUUAAUUGGUGAAUCAAUAAUAAAUAAUCAUGCAUCAAAAUAUCUUCAAAUGGCUUGUUUUUAUAAUCAAUCAACAUUACGUCUUCGAUUUUUNUUGUAUUCCACCACCACAUUUGAUGGUGGUUGGACAUCGUGGUCAUCAUCAUUUACAUGCGAACAAGUAACAGGUGAAAAAUGUCAAUGUCGUACAAGAACAUGUACACAACCAACACCACAAUUCGGUGGCCGAUUAUGUCAAGGACCAAAUGUUGAAAUAACUCGCUGUGAAGUUCAUGGUGGUUGGUCACCAUGGAGUGACUGGAGUAUAUGUCCAAAAACAUGUGGAAAAUCAUUUCGAUCAAGAACACGAACAUGUACAAAUCCUGAACCAAAAAAUAACGGUCGUUUAUGUAUUGGAACUGAACGUGAAGAAGAAUUAUGUCCGGAAAUAGUUUGUUCCGGUCAAUCAUUACGUUUAAGUUCUUGGACUGAUUGGGAUUCAUGUUCAAAGACAUGUGGUGGUGGAAUACAAAAACGAAGAAGAACUUGUUUGAUUAAAGAAGAUAAAUGUUCCGAAUGUUUAGAGGAAACACGUGUAUGCAAUGAAUCACCUUGUCCAAUUCAACAAGUAACAUUAUGGAGUGAUUGGACACCUAUAAUAAAUCCAAAGAAAGAUGGUCUUAUAACUGAAAAACGUACACGUUUUCAAUGUACAAUUGGUUCAUCAUCUGGUCAACAAUUACCAGAAAUAAAAUCAGAUACAGUUAUGUAUCGAGUGUGUAAUAAUCAAGGAGGAAUUGAUUGUCAAGAAACAGAUUCAUUAGAUAAUUUAAGCUUCGAUGAUUGGUCACCAUGGUCCGAUUGGAGUGAUUGUUAUCCAGGUUGCGAUAUAUCUGGUUCAGUUGAAACUCGUCGUCGUACAUGUUUAGGAAGACGUUGUUUAGGACAUGAUAUUGAAAAACGUGAAUGUUUAACAUGUACACCAUCAAAAUCAAGUAAUUGGUCAUGUUGGACAGAUUGGUCUGAAUGUUCAUUAUGUACAUCAUCUCGAUUACGUUCAAUAAAAUAUCGAACCCGUACAUGUCUUACAAAUUCUUGUCAAGGUGAAACACGUGAAGAACGUUUAUGUUCAACAUGUCCAUUAUUAUUAAAAUCAUUUCCAUUAAUUGAUUCAAUUAAUGAAAAUCGUUUUACAUUAGUACAUAUAAUACUUGUUUGUUUAAUAUCAUUUUUAUUUGGUUGUCUUUUAAUGAUUUGUAUAAUAAUUUUAUGUCGUUAUUGUCGUCGUCGUCGUCAUUCUCAUUAUAGACAUAGACAAACAUCAAAUACAUUUCUUCAUACAGAUGAUAGAGAUUAUUUUCAAGCAUCAACAUCAAAUUCAUCAUCAAGUCCACAUACAGCACAAGAUUCUGAUACAUUUACAACAUUAUCAAAUACAAAUAAUAAUAAUACAAAUAAAUUUCGAAGUUUUGAUUCAUCAUCAUCAUCAACAAAUGGUGGUGUUAGUGCUUAUCUUAAAGAUAUUCCAUCAAGAAAAUUAAAUAUGUAUAUUAAUCCAAGAGAAAUGCCACCAUUACCACCAGCAGCAACAUUAAAACGUACAUCAAUAAUGUCAUCAAUGAAAACAAAUCUUGAUGCCGAUGAUCUUUAA
Messenger RNA from Rotaria sp. Silwood2, 3078 nucleotides. The record is from the annotation of a GenBank genome assembly. Lineage: Eukaryota; Metazoa; Rotifera; Eurotatoria; Philodinida; Philodinidae.